UCUAUGAUAAUACAAUGUUGGAAUUAAAGUUAAUACUUUUACAUAAAUGAACGGUAAAUAUUUUUAAUGACUUUUCCUGUGAAGGUGACAGCUGAGUUCAUAAAAUAUGUUGAGACAACUAAUUGGAUGUCAAAGGAGAAUUGUUUUGAGAGGUUAUAGGUACUUUACUGACGCUGCAUCACAAGAUUUUACUGAAGGAGAGAAGAAAAUAAAGGAGGUUUUACAGACUAAAUUUCCAGGACAUAAAUUGAUUCAUGUGUCAGAUAUUUCAGGUGGCUGUGGGGCAAUGUUUGAAGUAGCUAUAGAGGCUGAGGAAUUUAGAGGACUUCGAACAGUCAAACAACACAUGCUAGUCAAUGAGGCUUUGAAAAAAGAGAUUGGACAGAUGCAUGGAUUGAGGAUACAUACAAAAGUUCCAGGAUAGUGUUGUUUAUAUAGUGUUAUAACUUAUUAAAUAGUGUGAUAUCACCUGGAGUCAGUAGACAGGAUAAAGCACAUAGUUGUCAACAUGUCAUGUUGAGUGAUGAACAUUUUAAUAGAUUUCUCAUUUUUCACUUGAAGUAACUGAGAUUUUAUGAAAUUUAAUAAUUUCUGACUAAUGUAGCCAAUAGGAAGGAUU
Ruditapes philippinarum (Manila clam) is the source of this 619-nucleotide messenger RNA. Its product is annotated as bolA-like protein 3. The record is from RefSeq and is a predicted model, not a curated record. Lineage: Eukaryota; Metazoa; Mollusca; Bivalvia; Venerida; Veneridae. The coding region runs from base 107 to 424 and encodes 105 amino acids. The transcript is spliced from 4 exons.